Gorilla gorilla gorilla (western lowland gorilla) is the source of this 4514-nucleotide messenger RNA. It is a transcript of the gene ADI1, whose product is annotated as acireductone dioxygenase 1. The record is from RefSeq and is a predicted model, not a curated record. Gene Ontology annotation, molecular function: acireductone dioxygenase [iron(II)-requiring] activity. NCBI's taxonomy places the organism in Eukaryota, Metazoa, Chordata, Mammalia, Primates, Hominidae. Bases 2954 to 3475 code for a protein of 173 amino acids. The transcript is spliced from 5 exons.
GGUGGUCAGGGCCUCCUGCGCGGCGCCGGGGUGUGCUGCGCAUGCUCAGCAGCGGCGUUGAGGGGUCGGCGGUCAGCUCCCAGCGCCUGUGGUGUACUGCGCAUGCUCAGCAGCGAAGUUUACGGGGCUGGAGUACAGUGGCAUGAUCUCGGCUCACCGCAACCUCAUCCUCCCGAGUUCAAGCCAUUCUCAUGUGUCAGCCUCGCGAGUAGCUGGGAUUACAAGGUGCACAGCACCAUGCCGGGCUAAUUUUGUAUUUUUAGUAGAGACAGGGUUUCUCCAUGUUGGUCAGGCUGAUCUUGAACUGCUGACCUCAGGUGAUCCACCCACCUCGGCCUCCCAAAGUGCUGGCAUUAUAGACAUGAACCACCGCACCUGGCCUAUAUGCUUUCUUAAUAUCCAUUCUGGAUCAGUGCUGUUGGAAGACAAAAUUACAACAAAUUUAGUUAAAGAUCUAAUUGGCUUUUAUUCUUGAUUUGUGAAUAGGGCAACCUCCAUUCUACAAAAUAGAAUAAGACCUCGAUAGGGUAAUAGCACAACAGUGGGUUUUGUAGGGCGGCAACAAAGAAACAGAACAAUAGGUAAAAAAGCUGAUUGGUUAACGUCAAGUUACAUUAGGUUACUUUUUUCCUAAGGGUUAAAGCAGAAGCGACUUCCGUAUUAUUCUGACUCAGGAAGACUGGAAUCUUCUGAUCUCAGGAAAAGCUGGUCUGUUUGAGAUGCACCUCCUUCUUUAAAGUUUUAGUUUGAUCAUGUGGCAUAUGGCAUGAGUGGCUGCAUUUUGGUUUGGUCUCAUCGUGGGGCCUAGUGCAGGGGCUCAGUCCAAAACAAUGACCUCUCCUGGGCCAUGCAUGGUGGCUUCUGUCAUCCCAGCACUUUGGGAGGCCAAGGCGGCAGAUUGCCUGAAGCCAGAAGUUUGAGACCUCAUCUCUAAAAAAACCCCAAAAACAAAAAAACCACACACACACCCCAUAUUAACAUUAUAUAUAUGUAACAUCUCCCAUAAUUUUUAACAGAGGUAACACAUAUGGACAUGUUUGUGUAUUUGUUUAAUCAAUCUGUUAGUGACAUAGAGUUCUAAAAACCUUUUCUCGUACAUACAAACAAUUGGAAGAUUAUUUUAGCUUGGAAUAAACUAAAUACCUGCUGCUAUAACAAAAUGACAAAAAUAGCUUAAACUGGGCAAUUUAUAAACAACAGCAAUUUAUAGAAUUCUUAUAGUUGUAGAGGCUAAGAAGUCCAAGAUUAAGGUGCCAGCAGAUUUAGUGUCUGAUGAGGAUCCUGUCCUCAUAGACGGCCAUUUCCUUGCUCUGUCCUCAUGUGGUGGAAGGGGCAAACUGCUCCCUUACAUCUCUCUUGCUCUUUUUUUUUUUUUUUUUUGAGAUGGAGCCUCGCUCUGUCACCCAGGCUGGUGUCGCAAUCUUGGCUCACUGCAACCUCCGCCUCCUGGAUUCAAGUGAUUCUCCUGCCUCAGCCUCCCGAGUAGCUGGGAUCACAGGCGUGCACCACCAUGCCUGGCUAAUUUUUGUAUUUUUAGUAGAGAUGGGGUUUCACCAUGUUGGACAGGCUGGUCUUGAACCCCUGACCUCAGGUGAUCUGCCCGCCUCGGCCUCCCAAAGUGCCGGGAUUGUAGGUGUGAGCCACAGUGCCCAGCUCCAUCUCUCUUAUAAGGCCACUAAUCCUAUAAAUGAGGGCUUGCCCUCAUGACUUAAUCACAUCCUAAAGGUCCCACCCCUUAAUACUAUCACAUUUGUGUUAAGUUUCAACAUUCAUAUAUUUAAACUUAUGACACAUAUUAUAUGUCAUAUAAUGUGUCAUAUUACAUAUUAUGUGUCAUAAUAUGGACACAUUCAGACCAUAGCAAAUAGUACUGUGCAUAUCAUGCAGUGGAUAUGCUAAGUUUUAGAGUCAACUUUGUAGAAAAUAACAUAUUGAUGACAAGUACUUUAAUAUAUUCUGGAGUAUCGGGGGAACCCGCCCCCAGUAUUUCAACAUAGGUUCCAUUUUCCAUAAGUGUCAGCCAGCUGAGAAACAAAGAGAGACAGUAUAAAGAGAGGAAUUUUACAGCUGGGCUGCCAGGAGUGACAUCACAUAUCGGUAGGACCGUGAUGCCUGCCUGAGUCUCAGACCAGCAAAGUUUUAUUAAGGGUUUCAAAAGGGGAGGGGGCGUAAGAACAGGGAGUAGGUACAAAUAUCGCAGGCUUCAAAGGGCAAAAAGCAGAACUACUAAUAAGGGUCUAACAAACAUCACAUGCUUCUGAGGGAGCAGGACAAAGGGCAAAAGCAGAACUACUGAUAAGGGUCCAACAAAGAUCACAGGGCAAAGGGCAAAAGCAGAACCACUGAUAAAGAUCUAUGUUCAGUGGUGCACAUAUUGUCUUGACAAACAUCUUAAAUAACAGAAAACAGGGUUCAAGAGCAGAGAAUUGGUCUGACCACAAAUUUACCAGGGUGGAGUUUUUCCCCACCUUAGUAAGCCUGAGGGUACUGCAGGAGACCAGGGCGUAUCUCAGUCCUUAUCUCAACCGCAUAAGACGGACAUUCCCAGACCAGCUGUUUAUAGACCUCCCCCCAGAAAUGCAUUCCUUCCCCAGGGUAUUAAUAUUAAUAUUCCUUGCUAGGAAAAGAAUUUAGUGAUAGCUUCUCUACUUGCAUGCCCAUUUAUAGGCUCUCUGCAAGAAGAAAAAUAUGGGUGUUUUUGCGUGACCCUGCAGGCAGUCAAACCUUAUGGUUGUCUUCCCUUGUUCCCUAAAAACCGCUGUUACUCUGUUCUUUUUCAAGGUGUACUGAUUUCAUAUUGUUCAAACACGUGUUUUACAAUCAAUUUGUACAGUUAACACAAUUAUCACAGUGGUCCUGAGGUGACAUACAUCCUCAGCUUACGAAGAUAACAGGAUUAAGAGAUUAAAGACAGGCAUAAUAAAUUAUAAAAGUAUUAUUUGAGAACUGAUAGAUGUCCAUGAAAUCUUCAAAACUUAUGUUCCUCUGCCGUGGCUCCAGCCGGUCCCUCCAUUCGGGGUCCCUGACUUCCUGCAACACUGGAGUUUGUUGUUCACUGGAUGCUGACAAAUAUGAGAAUGAUCCAGAAUUAGAAAAGAUCCGAAGAGAGAGGAACUACUCCUGGAUGGACAUCAUAACCAUAUGCAAAGAUAAACUACCAAAUUAUGAAGAAAAGAUUAAGAUGUUCUACGAGGAGCAUUUGCACUUGGACGAUGAGAUCCGCUACAUCCUGGAUGGCAGUGGGUACUUCGAUGUGAGGGACAAGGAGGACCAGUGGAUCCGGAUCUUCAUGGAGAAGGGAGACAUGAUAACGCUCCCCGCGGGGAUCUAUCACCGCUUCACGGUGGAUGAGAAGAACUACACGAAGGCCAUGCGGCUGUUUGUGGGAGAACCGGUGUGGACAGCGUACAACCGGCCCGCUGACCAUUUUGAAGCCCGCGGGCAGUACGUGAAAUUUCUGGCACAGACCGCCUAGCAGUGCUGCCUGGGAACUAACACGUGCCUCGUAAAGGUCCCCAGUGUAAUGACUGAGCAGAAAAUCAAUCACUUUCUCUUUGCUUUUAGAGGAUAGACUUGAGGCUAGGUUAUCUUUCCUUUGUAAGAUUAUUUGAUCAGAAUAUUUUGUAAUGAAAGGAUCUAGAAAGCAACUUGGAAGUGUAAAGAGUCACCUUCAUUUUCUGUAACUCAAUCAAGACUGGUGGGUCCAUGGCCCUGUGUUAGUUCAUGCAUUCAGUUGAGUCCCACAUGAAAGUUUCAUCUCCCCAAAUGCAGUUCCUUAGAUGCUCAUCUGGACGUGAUACCAUGCCUGCCGUGUAAGAAGGUGCAAUCCUAGAUAACACAGCCAGCCAGAUAGAAGACACUUUUUUCUCCAAAAUGAUGCCUUGGGGUGGGGAGUGGUAGGGGGAAGAGCUCCCACCCUAAGGGGCACACACUGAGUUGCUUAUGCCACUUCCUUCUUCAAAAUAAAGUAACUGCCUUAAUCUUAUACUCAUGGCUUGGAGUUACCUUAUAUUCAGGUAUAUAUGAUAUUUUGCCUGGUUUGUUAAAAUUGCCCCAUUUAGAUUCCUUCUAUAAUUGUUCUUAUAGAUAAGUAAUUUAUAUAUGAGCUGUGUUAGUAUUUUUUCAGUGUGAGAUCUCUGGAUUCUUUCACAAUCAAGCUGUUGAAUUUUAACAAGAGUAUUAGUACAUAAAUUUUCUACUCAACAAUUCCGAGAUAGGAUUAUGCCUAGUUUGUCAUAUCAUAGAAAAUCUCCAAGUUAACUUCAUGUUUUGGAAGGCAGGUCGUUUUUAAAGUAUUUCUUUUUUUAACUGGAUGAAAAAUCUUCAUGUUAGGAUUAAUUAUUUUAAUCACCUCCACACUGUACAGAGGAAACUCAAGCCUUAAAUGUUUAAGUAAACUCUGUCUCAAUUUUAGGAUUAAAAUAUCCACCGGUGGUGUGAUGAUAACAUAUACCGCAGGGCUUGCUUCUGUCAAGUAUGACUCUAUCUCAGUAAUUAAAAUAAGUGCUGAUCUA